AUGGCUUCCAAUUGGACCACCCCAAUACAGAACUGGACCUCGGUGACCGAAUUCGUGCUGGUUGGCCUUUCCAACAAUCCUGAGACCCAACUGGUUCUGUUUGCAAUCUUCCUGGUGAUCUACCUGCUGAUUUUGGCUGGGAACAUACUCAUCAUGAUCACCAUUAUGCUGGACGACAACCUCCACACCCCCAUGUAUUUCUUCUUGAGCAACCUCUCUUUCAUUGACAUAUGCCACUCCACUGUCACUGUGCCCAAGAUGCUGGUUGAUUUCCUGUCAGCCGAGAAGACCAUCUCAUUUGGAGGUUGCGUUGCUCAGAUGUUCUUCCUCCACCUCUUCGCCUGCACUGAGAUCUUUCUCCUCACCGUCAUGGCCUACGAUCGCUAUGUAGCCAUCUGCAACCCCAUGCACUACCUCAACGUCAUGAGCCACAAGGUCUGCCUACUCUUGGCGGGCACCAUCUGGGUUGGUGGUACCAUCCAUUCCCUUGCUUUGAUCGGCAUGACGGUCAGGCUCCCCUACUGUGGCCCGAAGGUGGUGGACAACUUCUUCUGUGAUGUCCCUCCAGUCAUAAAGCUCGCCUGCACUGACACGUACGUCAUUGAGGUCCUGAUUGUGUCCAACUCGGGCCUGAUCUCCGUGGUCUGCUUCGUGGUGCUGGUGGUGUCCUACGGUGUCAUCUUGGCCUCCCUUCGGACCCGUUUGGUGGCAGGUCAACACAAGGCUCUUUCCACAUGUGCGGCACAUUUGACAGUGGUGACUCUCUUCCUGGGUCACUGCAUCUUCAUUUAUUCCCGUCCUUCCACAAGUUUGCCAGAGGACAAAGUGGUCUCAGUCUUCUUCACCGCCGUGACUCCGUUGCUCAACCCCAUUAUCUAUACUUUAAGGAACGAAGAAAUGAAACGGGCUCUGAGUAAAUUAUUUGGCCGGAAGGUAGAUAGAGAGAAGUGA
Thamnophis sirtalis is the source of this 951-nucleotide messenger RNA. The record is from RefSeq and is a predicted model, not a curated record. NCBI's taxonomy places the organism in Eukaryota, Metazoa, Chordata, Lepidosauria, Squamata, Natricidae.